UUAUGCUAUUGAAAAAACUAAAAAUUCAUAAAUUAACCCGAAACAGUUAGAUUUUUUCGGAUUUUUUAGAGUCAAUAACACUACUGUGCUAUUUUAUUUUGAUUCCUAAACUAACUAGUUUCAGUUGGAUUCAAAUAUAAUAAGAAGAAUGAAAACCGACAAAAUUAAAAUUGAAUCUUCUGAAGAAUUAAAAAUCCCUUAUGUUCGUUUGGAGCGUUGCAGUUUAGAAGAAAUUAAUGGCUACAGACUGAAACCAGAAAAAAAUGCUUACUAUUUGAUGGAAUCUAGAUCGGAAGAAUCUAAUGGAGAAGAAAGUGGCAAUAAUAUGGUAUCACUGAACUUAGUGACUUUAAUAGGUGAUUGUGAAAGAUUGUACCGUUCCUAUGUCUUACUUGAACGGUUAUCUCCACACGAUAUUCAAAAUUUAUCGAAUAAAAAGGAUUAACUAUUCAUAUUCUUUCAAUGGGACUUGAAAAUGAUGACAAAUCUUUGUGUGGGAUGGAUUUUAGUUCGGAACAAAAUUCAAUUGAAGGACAAAUAUAUUCACAUGUUAGGCAAUACUCUCAUCAGUGUAUCAGUUAAGACUAAUUGAAAUUUAUUUUUUUUGUUAAUUAAAUUUAUUUCUUAUAACAUUUAAUAUAUCUAUGUAAUAUGAGUGUUUUUCAUUUUAUUUUUUGAUUUUAUUAUGUUACUAAAUUUUUAUAUUUUGGAUUAAUUCCUUUAUUCUUUUUUUUUUGUGAAUGUAGUAUAUAACUGCUGGAGUUUAUCCCGGUUCAAAUUAAUAAUUAUUAUAAUAUAUUAUGUGUAUGUGUUUUCUAACAUCGACGGACAACAAUUUGAAGCCUUACGGUUGAUUGUAUUCUAAUUUAUAUAGAACCAAUAAAAAUAAUGUAAAACUAGUUUAAAAUCUUAAAUUUUUUAAUGUAUCUGAUUAAUUAUUUGAAUAUUAGUAUUUACUUUUUUUUCAUAAUAUUAUAAAUAUGUACCUAAUAAGUAUAUUCAUACAUUUGAAAAUUAGAUUUUUUUGUUGAUAUAUCACUAAUAAUAUGCAGCUAAUAAAAGUUUUUUUUUUUGUAUCCAAUAAACUUAUAUUAAACCAUCAACCAAUUAUUAUUCUAAUAUUUUAAAUCAAAUGACCAAGUGUGAAUAUCUGAUAUUAACCAAAAUUGAUUCUUAUAUAUUACAUAAAAAUAAUCUGUUUUAAUGCAAGGAAAAUUUUAUUGAUAGAUAUAAAUAUUUUAAGAAUUAAAAUUUAUUAAAAAUGUAUAAUAUACAUUUUUAAAUAAAGACAAACAAUCAAUUUCAUAGUUUUCAAAAUAGAUUGUCGGUUUAAAAAAAUAGUGGGAGUUCAAAAUAUCAGAUUAUUUAUGGAAAUACUUCAAUACUUGAUAAAAUUAAUAAUUAAUUAAUUAAUAAAAAAAAGUUAAAUUAUUUGUGUUGAUUUGUAUUGUCUAAUCAUUAACUAUAUAGUUAUUAGCUUGUAUUAAAUCAACAUAAUAUUACAUUUUAAUAAGACAUCUAUUUUUGGAUGAAUUAUUAUUAAUUAUGUUUAUUAAUUGAUGAUUAAGCUAAGUGAGGUAGCCUUAGCUGUAGAAGAAUUACUAAUCAUAAUUUUGUUGUUUAUCAUUACUUCAAUUUAAUUAUAGAUUCAUACUGUAUUGAAUAUAUUUACAGAUCUGAUAUACCGAUCUAAAAGUUACUAAAAGGGGCAAUUUUGAUUGAAAUUCCCCAGUUGUAAUGUUAAUAAAUAAUCACUACCUGUAUAAUAUAUUAAUCAUUAAAUUGUAUGAUUAAAAAAUGAAAAUAUACAUAAGUAGAUAUCUGAUAUUAUGUAAAAUUUAUUAUUUAUUUUAUAACUAUUAUCAAGAUUUUUAUCUAAUUACUGCUUUGGCAAACCAUAUAUGUAAUUAUUACAUUUAAAAGAUAAUUAAAGUUUUUUUAAACCAAUAGUUUUAAUUGGUUUUCUAGAUUAAUGCCACUACUUACUAAGUAGUACUUAGAUUAGGUAUUAUAUAUUAUAAUAUUGAAUUGUUAUAAAUUGUAGUAUAGCUAUUAGAAUAUUCUUAUACCUAUGGAUAUUAAUUAUUAUAAUUAUUAUAUGAAAUUGAAUAUC
This is a messenger RNA of Acyrthosiphon pisum (pea aphid), 2113 nucleotides long. RefSeq lists its product as uncharacterized. The record is from RefSeq and is a predicted model, not a curated record. NCBI's taxonomy places the organism in Eukaryota, Metazoa, Arthropoda, Insecta, Hemiptera, Aphididae. The transcript has 5 exons. Bases 149 to 445 code for a protein of 98 amino acids.